Molecule: messenger RNA, 3951 nt
Organism: Cuscuta epithymum
Lineage: Eukaryota; Viridiplantae; Streptophyta; Magnoliopsida; Solanales; Convolvulaceae
Source: the annotation of a GenBank genome assembly
UACUCUUCUCACUUCUCACUUUUCUGUACAGCGACAUUCAAUCCGAACGAUGGAUGAUCUGUGUUUCCAUCUGAUACAAUCCGAACGAUUUGUCGAUUCCGAUUGAGUUGUCGUGACCUAGGAGUAUACUGAGAUUUCUCACAGUGGAGUAUUCGGUCACCCCCUAUCACGAAAUGGAGCACAAGGCAUCGCCCCAGCUUGGAGCCCGAAUGACAAGGUCCAUUUCAGCCUAUUAGGCAUGUUUCGGCCCCUUGGGCCCAUUUUGGGCUUACUUGGCCCAUUAGGUUAGGUCCCCCCUUUCCCUUACCCCUAUAAAUAUGGGGCUUUCCCACAUGUUUUGGGACUCUUUUUUGGUUGAUCCUCUUCUUCUUCCCCUUCUCUCUAGAUUAGUUUUAUCCUCCAUUAAUGGAGCUUGAACAAAUGUACUAUGUAAUGGUGAGGAGAGCCUAAUGAGAAUUGAGAGGGCUUGGACAUUAGCCUAAAAAGUCCCGUAGUUUUCUCCCUUUCGGGUUUCCACGUAAAAACUGAGUGUUCAUACAUAUAUUUACUAUAUCGUGUUAGAUUAAACUCAACACUGACGCUGUCUGUGAGAAUCUUGUUCGAAAAGAUUCGUGUGUUCUACUGUUCUUGAGUUUCUAUAAAAAAAAUUCAUACGGGAAAGGUACUGAUUUUAGCUUCAUUUUCUAAAAAAAAAAGAAGUAAAGAUGCUGGAACUUUGGUCCUGGGAAGCCGGAUCUGGGACAGGAAGUUGGCUGCCAGCAGGACCUGCCCAAUGGACCAAGGAAGAAGGAGACGAUGGAAUCCGGGAAAACAAGUCUGGAUAUUCUUUAGAUCUGGGUUUGGGGUCGCCGGAGCCGCCAUCACCCUGCCGCCGUGGUGGGCCUUCCGGUGCGUUUAGCUGCACCAAAAGGAGACCGCUACACUACCACAGGUCUUGUCAUCUCGGUCUUAGGAGAGCUCCAUCACAGCAGCGUUUUUUCAUCGGUCUAAGCUGGGUUCUCCGACUUCAACGCAGCGCCGCCGUUCGUCGCCGGCGACGAGCCGGUAGUCACUUCUCAACCUGGUCAGUCCCCGCUCAAGCCCCCACCGGCCUCUCUGCCGGCGUGGCCUUAGGGGAUCUGGCGGCUGAGAGCUCGAUUUCCGCCAUUAAUGGUGGUGCGGAGCUCAGGGAGGGUAUGCCGCGAUCCUACAAAGUCCGGCUAACUUUCCAACGAAGACUAUCCUCCUUGGCCGCCCUUGCUCUUCUAAAGGAGACUCCAUAUAUUAAAAGGCUAAUUAAAAGCCUAAUUGCUUUUUUUGGAGAAUUUGAACCAAAGUCAAAAUUGAGGAAUUUCCACACAAAGCCUAAGCCGAGGAGGCUGUCCAAGACGCUCGUCGGCUGAAUGAUUUGAAUUGGGCCCUUCCAAGGAUGUGGGGAAUUAUUUAUGACCAAGUCAAAGUAGGGGAAUUCCAAUAAGCUUGGCUUGGAUUGGAUUGGACGUACGUACGCUUAGGAGCUGGGACUUAGGAACGGCUGAGUAGUUGGAGGCUGCUGAUAAGUCAAGAAUUGCAAAAAAGAAUCAAAGCAGGCAUCAAAAAAUUCCUAAGUGGCCGAACGUCCCCAUUUUUUAAAAGCUAAGUCUCAUAUCCCAAAUUGGUACAAUUAAUUUAAUUGCUAAUAAUAGUAUUCUUACUAUUAUUUUCAUCACCAUUAUUUAAUAGGGGUUUAAAAAAAUCCCAAAAUUAAAUAAGGCUGAGCGAAACCUGGGGAUGAGCUUCCACUGACAUUUUAAUGAUUAAGGGACGAGCCGAGGGUCACUGCACCCCGAGGCCGACGGUCACACCCGGAGGAGCCCCAAAUCAAAAUUAAAAAAAAAGGUGUGCACAUAUACAUAUUGUCUGGCCAUUUGGCCGCGUUACCAUGUUCAUUGUGCAGAUAAAAGAUUAUAAUCGGGACGACCGAUAAGAGAUGAUGCUCAAAAUGAAUCUUGGCGUCAAGGGCUUGGAGACGAGCAUCUUCCACCCCAAGAGCCAAGGGCCAUGGACGAUCAUCUCCUCCUCAGAGGCCGAGCGUCUAAAGAAGACCAUCAAAAGCCAGGGGCUUGGAGACGAACAUCUUCCACCCCAAGAGCAAAGGGCCGUGGACGAUCAUCUCCUCCACGGAGGCCGAGGAUCUAAAGAAGACCAUCAAGAGCCAAGGGCCGUGGACGAGCAUCUUUCACCCCGGAUGCCGAGGGUCCGAAGACGAUCAUCUAUCGUCCAGUGGCCUAGGCCCGGGGAUGAGCAUCUUCCACCCGGAGGCCGAGGGUCUAAAGAGAACCAUCAAGAGCCAAGGGCCGUGGACGAGCAUCUUUCACCCCGGAUGCCGAGGGCCCGAAGACGAUCAUCUAUCGUCCAGUGGCCUAGGCCCGGGGACGAGCAUAUUCCACCCGGAGGCCGAGAAUCUAAAGAAGACCAUCAAGAGCCAAGGUCCGUGGACGAGCAUCUUUCACCCCGGAUGCCGAGGGCCCGAAGACGAUCAUCUAUCGUCCAGUGGCCUAGGCCCGGGGACGAGCAUCCUCCACCCCAGAAGCCGAGCGUCUAAAGAAGACCACCCAAGGCCAAGGGCUUGGAGACGAACAUCUUCCACCCUAAGAGCCAAGGGCCAUGGACGAGCAUCUUUCACCCCGGAUGCCGAGGGCCCGAAGACGAUCAUCUAUCGUCCAGUGGCCUAGGCCCGGGGACGAGCAUCCAUCACCCGGAGGCCAAAGCCCGAGGACGAACAUCCAUCACCCGGAGGCCAAAGCCCGGGGACGAACAUUUAUCACCCGGAGGCCAAAGCCCGGGGACGAACAUCCAUCACCCGGAGGCCAAAGCCCGGGGACGAACAUCCAUCACCCGGAGGCCAAAGCCCGGGGACGAACAUCCAUCACCCGGAGGCCAAAGCCCGGGGACGAACAUCCAUCACCCGGAGGCCAAAGCCCGGGGACGAACAUCCAUCAUCCAGAGGCCAAAGACUGGGGACGAGCAUCCCCACCCCGGAGGCCAAGGGCAGUGAGGCGCGCAACACAUCCUAAGACCGAGCAUGCCCAGGCUAAGCAUGUUGAGGUAGAAAUGUCCCGAGGAGACCCAACCUAGCAACUGGAGGUCGAAUGUCUCUAGGAAUAGGCCGAGGAUUGUCGCUGUAUGACGACUCCGAGGUCUGCUACCGGGUCGUGCAUCAAAAGCAAAGACACAUCUAGGCCGAGUUCCUAAGGUUCGAACGUCCAAAGGAAGUCGGGUCGGGUUUCUAGGGACUAAUCUUCCUAAGCAUGUCGGGCCGAGCAUCCAGAAGGAAAAUUCCAGAGCCCCAACAACGAGAGAUCGAACGGGCUGACCGUCAAGGGGCCGAACGUCCAAGGAAGCCCAUCCUAGCAUCUGGAGGUCGAACGUCUCUAGGAAUAGGCCGAGGAUUGUCGCUGUAUGACGACUCCGAGGUCUGCUACCGGGUCGUGCAUCAUGAGCAAGGACACAUCUAGGCCGAGUUCCUAAGGGUCGAACGUCCAAAGGAAGUCGGGUCGGGCAUCCGUGGGCCGAACGCCCCAAUCCCUCGCACCCAGGCCAACGCAUUGAAUUAGCCUUUGCUCCGAAAGCCGAGGUCAUGUGCAGAGAAGGCAGAGGAAGAGCGUAGGCAAGAGUAUACUAUCUCGAGCAGAUUCGCACGCUCACUACUCAAGAAACUGGGGGACUUGUGUUGAGGUAUAUUAUCCCGGUCCGUUACUGUUCAGGAGCCCAAGGCAUCGCUUCAGCUUGGAGCCCGAAUGACAAGGUCCAUUUCAGCCUAUUAGGCAUGUUUCGGCCCCUUGGGCCCAUUUUGGGCUUACUUGGCCCAUAAGGUUAGGUUCCCCCCUUUCCCUUACCCCUAUAAAUAUGGGGCUUUCCCACAUGUUUAGGGACUCUUUUUUGGUUGAUCCUCUUCUUCUUCCCCUUCUCUCUAGAUUAGUUUUAUCCUCC